This is a messenger RNA of Lycium ferocissimum, 474 nucleotides long. RefSeq lists its product as uncharacterized. NCBI's taxonomy places the organism in Eukaryota, Viridiplantae, Streptophyta, Magnoliopsida, Solanales, Solanaceae. Bases 1 to 474 code for a protein of 157 amino acids. The record is from RefSeq and is a predicted model, not a curated record. The transcript is spliced from 2 exons.
AUGGAAACUAACAAUACCUUUGUUGUGUUGGACAAAGAAGAAGAGCAGCAGGAUGAAGAAGUAGCAACUGAUGAUGUAGUAGAGUUGAAAGUUGCAAAAAAGGAGAAAACACCAGAGAAAACAAAUGGGGAAGGAAAGGAAAGCAAAAUAGGAACACAAAGCAACAGUAAAGCAGACAAAGAGAUUGAAGAGGGGGUAACAAAUUCUAACAGGAAUGAAGAAGUUGAGGAUAUAACAAGUGGUGCAGUUUUUCAGAAGGAAAAAAUACAACAUAAAGGAGAUGAAUGGGAGAAAACUGGGCAAGAAUUAGAAGAAUGGAAUGAAAGCAAAACACCUAGGAGUAAUAGACAAAGUAUUUCAAUACAAGAGGAGGAGAAAGUGCAAAAUAACUGUAGUCCAAGGAGCAUAAAUAAGGGUUAUAGUGGCACAUAUGAGGAGCAGGACCAACCAAAUGCAGAUACAGUCAUUAAAUGA